GCGGGGCAUGACGGCCAUCACAUGUCGCGGGAAGCUGGCGGAGCCUCAGCCCGGCUUUCGCGCGGAUGCACCUCAGAUGGCGCCCCGAGGCUGACUCGCCGUGUGACUAGGCACUGCUGCCUCCUGCGUUUCUCUGUCCCAGUACUACCAGUCUGUCCUCGCACUCCUCCUCGACCUCCGCCAUGGACACCGCGGGGCUGAAGCAGCGGCAUCCUGCGAACGGUCCACAGACCACCCUCGCGAACGGCCGCCCUAAGCUUGCCGCCAGAACCUCCUCGCACCACCCCGCCGGCAAGGUCAAGCAUGGCGCCCUCAUGCAGUUCCUGCGCAUGUGCGCCUUCGCGCUGUACUUCACCAGCAGCAUCCUGGCCAUCUUCACCACCCAGGCCCUCGGCCUCCCCCUCUACUUCUACUCGCCCGCGCUCUUCACCGCCUGGAUGGCCCUCACCAAGCAGCACUUCGGCGUCGUCAUCACCACCAUGACCUACUGGUGGGCGCCCGUGACCAUGCGCGUCAGCGGCGACGCCAGCGUGCGCGGCCAGCUGCGCCGCACACCCUCGGGCGCCCUGCGCUGCGACUUCCCCGCGCGCCUCGUCCUCGUCGCAAACCACCAGAUCUACACCGACUGGAUCUACCUGUGGUGGAGCGCGUACUGCGCCCGCAUGCACGGGCAUCUGUACAUCGUGCUGAAGGAGAGCAUCAAGUACAUCCCGCUGCUGGGCACGGGCAUGAUGCUGUACCGCUUCAUCUUCCUGUCGCGGCGGUGGGCCGUCGACAAAGCGCGCCUCGCGACGCGCCUCGAGACGCUGAGCGCCCCGCACCCCGAAUCCGCGUCGCCCGAGAACCCCGCGGGCCGCGACCCUAUGUGGCUCCUGCUAUUCCCGGAGGGCACCAACCUGUCGAACAACGGGCGCGCCGCGUCCGCAAAAUGGGCCGCCAAGUCCGGCGUCCCGGACCUCAAGCACCUUCUGCUCCCGCGCAGCACGGGCCUGGGCUUCUCGCUCGCAGCCCUGCGCCCCAGCGUCUCGCACCUGUACGACUGCACGCUGGCCUACGAGGGCGUACCCCCCGGCGCCUACGGGCAGGACAUUUUCUCCCUCCGCGGCAGCUAUUUCCAGGGCCGUCCGCCGAAGAGCGUGAAUAUGCACUGGCGCCGCUUUGCGCUCGCGGAGAUUCCGCUCGAGGAAGAGGCGUUCGCGGCGUGGCUGGCGGAGCGCUGGAGGGAGAAGGAUGAGCUGAUGCAGGUUUAUCUCGACACGGGGCGAUUUCCGGCGGACGAGGGGGCGGGCGUGGAUGCAGAGGGCGCGGAGGUCAGGGGCGCCGGGUGGAUUGAGACGGAGGUCAGGCCACGGUGGUGGGGGGAGUGGAUCGGCGUGUUUGUGCCGGUUGGCGCGGCGGGGUUGGUUCUGAAUGUUGUUGUGAAACUGCUGAGGAUGGUGGGGAGGGUGGUUAGGGGGUAGUGGC
Messenger RNA from Boeremia exigua, 1464 nucleotides. RefSeq names its product acyltransferase-domain-containing protein. NCBI's taxonomy places the organism in Eukaryota, Fungi, Ascomycota, Dothideomycetes, Pleosporales, Didymellaceae. The transcript has 2 exons. Gene Ontology annotation, cellular component: endomembrane system. The record is from RefSeq and is a predicted model, not a curated record. Gene Ontology annotation, molecular function: acyltransferase activity. Bases 183 to 1460 code for a protein of 425 amino acids.